GUGAAGUCAAGCGCUCCGCAGACUACGAGCAGCAAAGGCAGGUCGUUUUAGAGGCUUUUGAGGCUCAGAAUGCGGAGAAAGGCGAAGACAAGCUGCGAAAAUUGGGCAGAAUAGAAAACCACGGAGAUUUCUGCGCACAGUUGGAGGAUAAGCUGGAACUCUUCAGCAAAAAACUCUACGCCGAGUCAAAAAAAGUGGUCCACUAUGUCGCCAUGUCCGAACAGCUGAAGCCGAACAAGAUUUGGAAACCAGAUGCCAUUCCAAAUCACGUCGCGGAGGUGAUUAUCAAGGAGUACACCGAAAUCGAGGGCAUCGAGAUUCAAGAUCCGACUGGAGGUUUGAUCUACCCCGAAAUGGCGGGAAGGUAUUUGAAAGCGGGUAGGUUGAACGAAAAACUCUAUUAAGGGUAGUUUAUAAAGGCUUUCACGUUGCCGCUUGUUUUGCCGCUCUUAAGGGAGAGAGGCAAAAAAAACGGGGUAGCCUAAAGAAACACCAAUAAACCACCUCUUUUAACUCUACUUCGCACACGACGAAGACGAUUUGUUCCUUUACUGGGAUGGUCGCGAUAGAUGGAUCUUGUCUCCAGAACUGGGUGCGAGCAUCCACGAAGCCAAGUUCAUCGGUGGUCCAUGGGCUUUUUCGACGGAUGCGGUGGCUACGCCGGACAUGAUCGAUGAGCCUUUCUCCGUGACGGAACCGGG
Molecule: messenger RNA, 701 nt
Organism: Amoebophrya sp. A25
Lineage: Eukaryota; Dinophyceae; Syndiniales; Amoebophryaceae
Source: the annotation of a GenBank genome assembly